This is a messenger RNA of Malurus melanocephalus (red-backed fairy wren), 1457 nucleotides long. RefSeq names its product metabolism of cobalamin associated A (gene MMAA). NCBI's taxonomy places the organism in Eukaryota, Metazoa, Chordata, Aves, Passeriformes, Maluridae. The record is from RefSeq and is a predicted model, not a curated record. Gene Ontology annotation, molecular function: GTP binding; GTPase activity. The transcript has 6 exons. Gene Ontology annotation, cellular component: cytoplasm. The coding region runs from base 151 to 1389 and encodes 412 amino acids.
UGUAGAUGAAAGCUGAUGAUCACCAGUGUGCAUAAAUUUCACUUGAGGCCUCACAAGUGCUUUGCAGAAAGUAAAAAUGUUUUUCCUUCUUUUUAGGGUGUCUGCAARCAAGUGAACUGACAACUCUGGUACUUCUUAAUUCCAAACAAGAUGAAGAUSCCCUCUUUGCUGCUGAGGUUCCCUCGUUGUUAUUUUUCCAGAAGAACUUACUUCACRAACUUUCACUUUGCUUCCAGAGCAGAUUUCCUGGGCGUUGAAUCUCUUGGGCCAGCGCACCGCUGUCAUACAAAAUGGAUUUGUUCAUCAAAUGGUUUGAGGAGAGAGCUGUGCCAGCAAACAGCCCCUGACCAGCAAGCAGAGGAACUUUCUGACAGAGAGCACAGACUCAUAGACAGACUUUACAAUGGACUAAUCCAGGGUCAUAGAGCCUGCUUAGCUGAAGCCAUUACCCUUAUAGAAUCAACUCAGAGUCGGAAGAAGAAAGUAGCCCAGGUGCUCCUUCAGAAGGUAUUAUCCUACCACAGGGAACAAGAAAAGUUAAAUCAAGGAAAGCCACUUGCCUUUAGAGUGGGGUUGUCUGGUCCUCCUGGUGCUGGAAAAUCRACCUUCAUAGAAUGCUUUGGGAAGAUGCUUACAGAAAGAAAACACAAAGUSUCUGUGUUGGCUGUAGACCCUUCCUCUAGUACAAGUGGUGGUUCUCUUCUGGGUGAUAAAACACGGAUGACUGAGUUGUCAAGAGACAUGAAUGCAUACAUCAGGCCAUCUCCAACCAGUGGGACACUGGGAGGUGUCACAAGGACCACAAAUGAGGCCAUUCUGCUGUGUGAAGGAGGAGGCUACGAUGUUGUUCUUGUGGAAACAGUAGGUGUUGGACAGUCAGAAUUUGCUGUGGCUGAUAUGGUUGAUAUGUUUAUAUUACUGCUACCACCUGCAGGUGGAGAUGAAUUACAGGGCAUCAAACGGGGCAUCAUUGAGAUGGCAGAUCUYGUUGCCAUCAAUAAGGCUGAUGGUGAUUUAGUUGUGCCUGCCAGGAGAAUCCAGGCUGAGUACAUCAGUGCUAUGAAGCUGCUUCGCAAGCGCUCGAAGGUUUGGAGGCCAAAGGUAAUGCGCAUCUCUGCCAAAACUGGAGAAGGGAUCUCAGAUAUGUGGGAUAAAAUGACCGAGUUCCGUGACCUCAUGCUCACAAGUGGCGAGCUGAUUGCCAAACGGAGGAAACAGCAGAAAGUGUGGAUGUGGAACCUCAUCCAAGAAAACAUGUUGGAGCAUUUCCGGAGUCACUUGGCUGUCAAGGAUAAGAUCCCACUUYUGGAAGAAAAAGUUCUUAGUGGAGUCCUGUCUCCUGGACUGGCAGCCGACCUGCUACUGAAAGCAUUCAAAGAUGGUCUCUAAGCAUUGUUUUCUACUCUGUUCUUGAUAAGUGCUUUAUGUUAAAAUGAACAUUAAAUACACUUUUUCUA